Molecule: messenger RNA, 668 nt
Organism: Meleagris gallopavo (turkey)
Lineage: Eukaryota; Metazoa; Chordata; Aves; Galliformes; Phasianidae
Source: RefSeq, a predicted model, not a curated record
UCUAUUUACAAAAGUUGCCAGGGCUCAAAGAAAAUUCGACUUCAACACUUCUUCACUCCUGAAAAAUCAACUGUCAUGAGCUUGACGUGUAUGUCACAAUACCUGUUUGCUGGCUUGGUAAAUGGAAACAUUGCAAUCUACACAAAAACAGAAGAUGGAACAUGGAACACGGAACCUCAGAAGACAGUUAAACUGGGGGUUCUGCCUGUUAGAAGUCUGCUUGUGAUGGAAGAUACCAUUUGGGCUGCAUGUGGUGGACAAAUUUUUAUAAUCAGCACAGUGACUCAUUUUAUAGAGAACCAUUUUGAAGCUCAUCAAGAGGAAGGUAUGGUAAUCUCUCACAUGGCUGUUGCUGGAGUGGGAGUCUGGAUUGCCUUCACAUCUGGAUCUACACUUCGCCUGUUCCACACUGAGACACUGAAACACCUCCAGGAUGUUAACAUUGCCACGCCUGUUCACAAUAUGUUGCCAGGUAGCUGAAUCACACCAUAUAACAAAAAAAAAAACAACUGUUUUGUUUUGUCUCUCACUGUUAUUUUCCAGACAGUUGUAGAUAAGGCCAGAAUCAGAACAUCUGUCUUUGUCUUUAUAGCUAUCUCAUGACUGAUUACUUGAGUAAAUCACAGUCCUUGUCUGCCCAAAAGAAUGACAUAUGCAAUGAGCUUGUU